CGUGUUUUACUUUUUACGAACGUUCAUCAAAGCAAACUUCUUUUCUUUUUUCUUUUCGAGACUCACUUCUUCUUCUUCUCUCUUCUUCUUUCCGCCGCUUGACCAGCUCCGCCCAGCCAGCCCAGCUACCCCCUCGCAGCACUCACUCACUUUCCAUCUCCUUCCAUCUCCGCCUUCACUGCAACCCCGAGCGUUCAGACACCAAGUUCGCUCCAUUGUUGCGCUUUUCUUUUUCUUCUUUUUUUCUCUUUUGAACUGUUUCUCCUUGUUCUCCUCGCUCAAGUCCCGCCUCUUCCCCCCCCCCCGUUGCCCGACGCUUGUCACCUCCCCCGCACUCGUCAGCGCCCUCCCAGACUCAAGCUCAACCGAACAACAAGCGAACACAGCCAAAUAACCCUUUUUUUUUUCCGCGCUUUUUUUUUUCAAAAGUUCCGCGUGGAUAUUGCGUCACUAUUACCGAACAAGGACAAAAGCCCUGCAGCUUGCUUGUUUCCAACCUCGCGCAAUUCCACUCUUCAUUCUCGCUUUUUUCGCCAUUGUUCAAGGUUUUCAAAGGGUUUCAAAGGGUUUCAAGGUUUUCCACCCAAAAAGCAACUCGGAAAACCCACUUCAACUCGCGCAGCAAUCCAAUCCGAAAGCCUUUUCAACUAGUCAACCCCAUCGAUGACUCUCUUGGAAAUCCCGCCGUUCGACACCUCCUUCCUCGACUCGUUUGGCCCCGUCACCCCGAUGCUGUCUGACAUGAUGCUGCCCUCGCAGACGUCCGCUUCCACGUCCAACGGGGCGCAGGACAUUUUGGAGUACUUUUUGUCGGACAGCGAGUUCUCUGCCGCGUCGCCUGCUGCGGCCGGCCCGUCCUCCCUUGCGCUGACAUCACCCGAGCCGGCCAUGGCGGCAGGCGCCGUGACGGUCGGCGAGCACAACCCGUUCGUCACUGCCGUCAACUCGCUCAAGGUUCGCUCGGACGACGCGCCCUCCGCUGCGCAGCCUCUGCGCCAAUCGCUGCGCAAGCGCACGGUCAAGAAGCACGCCGACGACUACACGGACAUGGAUGACAGCGACUCGGAGUGGCGCUCGGCGGACGACAGUGCCGUCAUCCCGCCCGUCACGCGCUCCCGCCGCUCUCAUCCGACCCCUGCUGCACGCGCUUCUGCUACCACCACGACUACUACUACUACUACUACUACUACUACUACUGCUGCUGCUGCCCAGGUCAAGUCCGAGUUUGGCGUCAAAUCGGAGCCUAAUGCCGCCGCGCUGGUCAUGCGCACUCGCAACGGUCGCCCCACUGCGGCGGCCCUCGCUGCCACGGUCGACUCUGCCGACACACUCGACAAGAGCGUGCGCAACGCGCUUGCCGCGCGCGAAAACCGCGAGCGCAAGAAGCGCAUGCUGUCCGACUUUGGCAACCAGGUGAACGAGCUCGAAGCGGAAAAUGGCAAUCUGCGCGACUUGCUCCAGGCCCGCGAUGAAAAGUGCAGCGCGCUGCUCACCGAGGUCGAGUACCUCCGACGCGUCAUUGCCAACCAGUCCAUGCUGUCGUCUGUUCUCGCCACCGUCGGCAAAGCGCCUGGCGUCACGUUUGCCGAGUCGCGCCACUCCACCACUCGCAACCUUGUGAACGCCGUGGCGUCCACCUCUUCCGCAUCCUCCUCUGCGUCCGCCAAGCUCGAGCCUGGCACGCAGAAACGCGGACUCAAGCGCUCUGCCUCGGACAACCUUGAAAACGAGGUUGCCAAAAAGCACAACAUUGACAGCCAAGUCCCAGACAGCGGUGUCUGCAUUCACGUCUCUGAGCGCGGCGUCUCUGUCGAGUUUUGCGCGCACUGCUGCACUCCUGCUGCGCUCUAAGGCGUCCGAGUUCGUUUUUUUCGAUUUUAUCACAACAAACCAAAACAAAAACUUUUUUUUUUGUUUUCGCAUGUCUCCCGUCCUUCGUCGUCGUCGUCUCUUGCUACCUUCCGGUCAAGUCAAUCCUAUAUACCAACAAACAUUGGAAAAACGCUCAACGCAGUCGUUGGCCACCUCUGCGUUCUCAACCCUUUUUUUAAAAAGCUUGCAUCAACCGCAUGUAUGUGUUCCAUCAGUUCGUGGGCUGGUUGAACGCCGUCUCCGUCUUCGGGGUUUGCACGGACGGCUUUCUUUCGCCUCGCUUUCGUCAUCGUCGUCAUCAUCAUCAGCAUCAUCAGCAUCAUCAGCAACUCAAGAACAAAAACCACCAUUACCACCACCACAUUGUUUAAACAAAUCAAGAGCAGCUCGACACCCAUUUGUCCUACUUUGGUCUCGUUUCUUCCGUUUGCCCCUCGCGCGCGUCUUUUGCCUGUCGUUUCCAUUCUGUUCAGCAGAUGGCGCUCCGAGCCCGCACCUUUCUUUUUCGAGACCUUUCACGCCUUUGCCCUGUCGUUUCCUGCCAUCCCCCAAGUCAUUCAAGGAGAGGGGAAGUUGUUUCUCCCCACUCGUCAGUUAAUUUUCAUACAAAUCGUUCGUUCCACCCCCGUUCGGCGCUUUCUUUCUCUCGAUUUCCUCCGUUUGCUCAAGAAAUUCACAUGAUUUAUUUCGUCCUGUGCCGCCUCCCGUCGCCGCUUUGUUUUUUCUCUCUCUGUCUCUGUCUCUGGUUGCCUUUUUUUCCCCCGACCGGUUUCCCCGCCUACCUGUCGCACUUCUAUUGCGACUGCUCUGGCCCGAUCAUACACCUUCAAGGUAAAGACCCUCAUGUUGACGCCUGUUGAUUUUUUUUUUUUUAAGAGCGGGGAGUUGGAUUUCACCUUUUGGUUUUUUGCCAGUUGAUAGUCCCGCAGUUUCCCGGCAUCAAUGUGUUGCAGCGGUACGCGAGCUCAUUCGCUCUGGUAACGGUUCCUUUUGGAAUUGCAGUUUGUUGCGAGGAGACAGUUGAAGUUUUUUUUUUUUUUCUUUGGUCCGGGGCUGGUGAGUUGGUGUGUUGAUACGGCAAUUUUUGGGGGAUGUGCGUUGACAGGGCCGAUUCUGUGAACUGGUGCUUGAGAGAGAGAGAGUGGUUGAUGUUUUCAGCUGGCUGAUUGACAGGUAUUUUUUUUUUCUUGUUGGUUCGUCACGUCCCCUCUCUUCCCCCCCCCCCUCUUUCAUCAACCCCUCUCGUCUUCCUCGGUGUUGUUCCGUGUACAUGUUUUUUCUUGUUAUUCCGUUCUCCCAAAUAUUUGUUUUUCAUUGUUCCGUCCAUCUGUGUUUCCGUGUUUCAUUGUUGUUUUCACUGCUAUCGUCCAAUCCGGUAGGUCUGGCAAUGUUGUUUGACGACAUGCUGUUCACUUGUUUGUUUUCUGCCCAUGCUCUGCUUUUCGCAAACUAUCAAACAAGCAGGCACCCGUCCAGUUGUUGCCUGGCGGAGACUUCAAAAAACAAAAAACAAGCAAAAAAUGUUGACGUUUCUUGGAUUUUGUUCUUCCUUGCCAUGCGUAUCUCGCUGUGCGUCAUGUUUGCAGGUCAAUGUCGCUUGUACUUUUGUUUGAAGCACAAAUCCAAGAUGCUUCAUGCCAAAUCCGUCACCAAAGGCAGUUUUUGUUUUUUCAGUUUUUUCUGUUUUGGUAAAAACUUGCAUCCACAGUGUGCCC
Messenger RNA from Capsaspora owczarzaki ATCC 30864, 3587 nucleotides. RefSeq lists its product as hypothetical. The transcript has 3 exons. The record is from RefSeq and is a predicted model, not a curated record. Gene Ontology annotation, biological process: regulation of DNA-templated transcription. Lineage: Eukaryota; Filasterea; Ministeriida; Capsasporidae. The coding region runs from base 664 to 1851 and encodes 395 amino acids. Gene Ontology annotation, molecular function: DNA-binding transcription factor activity.